This is a messenger RNA of Lobosporangium transversale, 864 nucleotides long. Its product is annotated as S-adenosyl-L-methionine-dependent methyltransferase. Lineage: Eukaryota; Fungi; Mortierellomycota; Mortierellomycetes; Mortierellales; Mortierellaceae. The transcript has 2 exons. Bases 1 to 864 code for a protein of 287 amino acids. The record is from RefSeq and is a predicted model, not a curated record.
AUGGGUUACUGGAAUAAAGAGACGAGAACUUCAAUGCGAUUUCAAGAUGCUUGCAAGGCUUUGGUUGAGAAACUAACUAGUCAUUUAGACAUUGGACGGGACAGUCAUAUCCUUGAUGUCGGAUUCGGCUGUGGAGAUCAGGAUGUGUACAUGGCUCAACUCUACCGACCAGCCAGAAUCACUGGCAUUACCAUUGAGCCGAUCCAGCACCAUGCCGCCCAGGAAUUGAUAAGACGCACCCAAACUCCAGAAACAGACAUUCAAUUGCAUGUCGCGGAUGCCUCAAAGCUGCCUGCGUUUCUCCAAGCCAACCCAGAUAUAUUUACUCGCUCUCAGCCCCAGUUCUCAAGCUCCUCAGAAUCUUCGGACACCUCAGAUAUGCGUUAUUUUACACACGUGGUCUCUAUUGACUCAGCGUAUCAUUAUAAUACACGCGUACAGUUUCUAAAGAAUGCAGCAGCUGUAUUAAUGCCAGAAACAGGUCGUCUGGCCUUAGCAGAUAUGAUCCUUGCGAGACCCGCUCCAACCUCAGGCUUUGGUCAGAAAAUAUUCAAUGCUGUGUUUAGUGCUAUCGAAGUCCCUGUAACUAAUAUGAAGACCAUUGAGGCUUAUAAACAGGAUCUGGUAGAUGCAGGGUUUGUGGAUAUUGAGAUUGAAUGUAUUGAGGAGUUUGUGUUCUCAGGCCUGGCCUCUUAUAUUGACAAUCAGUUGGGUCGACUAGGAGGACUCGUUAAGCCAGGUGUCAACUGGACCUACUGGGGAUUGUCCAAGGGGCUAUGGUGGUUGGAUCGAUCCAAGUGGUUACAUUUCGUCAUAGUCAAAGCAAGGAAUGGUCAUAAACAAAACAAGGCUUUCAAGCAUUAA